Nymphalis io (European peacock) is the source of this 7458-nucleotide messenger RNA. Its product is annotated as zinc finger protein ZFP2-like. The transcript is spliced from 21 exons. Lineage: Eukaryota; Metazoa; Arthropoda; Insecta; Lepidoptera; Nymphalidae. The record is from RefSeq and is a predicted model, not a curated record. Gene Ontology annotation, molecular function: RNA polymerase II cis-regulatory region sequence-specific DNA binding; DNA-binding transcription factor activity. Gene Ontology annotation, biological process: negative regulation of transcription by RNA polymerase II; regulation of immune system process; regulation of cytokine production. The coding region runs from base 784 to 3051 and encodes 755 amino acids.
UAGAUUAAUAAAGAUCACGGAGAUUCAGAACAUUACGUUGGUAUUGAAGUUGAACUUUAUUUUAAAAUAAGUACUUUUACAGUUUUAACAACAAAUGGGUGAAGACAAAAAUCUCAAAAAUACACGUUCUGUAAAAUAUCGUCGAUGGCAUUGUAAGAUUUGUGAUAUAUUUACUAAUUCACAUAAUCAGUUCAAUCAACAUCUGGAGGGAGUUGGGCAUCGGCAUAAAAUAAUGACAAAAAACAAUAAAACGACGAACAAUAUUAAGGUGGAUGAAGAGAAAUGCAACAAUCAAUUUUACGUUCUAGCUUUUGUACAAGUGAUUAUAAUUUCGUUUAUAAUGUUUUAUGCUAUUAUUAAAAUUUGUAAUUAAUAUAAAGAGAUAAAAAUUAACAUAAGUAGUGAGUUAUAACGAUGCCUUAAAUUUCGCGCCACAAUUUUAAUUGGCGGAGAAGUCGUCCCCAAGCGUUCACGGCUUCUAUGCGCACGAACGAACGCGCAGAACAAUGAGGUAGCAGCCAUUUUAUGUCGGUGCCUAAGAAAAACAUAAUUCGAAUGGCCAAUCUUAACAAAAUUGUGUAAUUAGUGCUCUAAUUUAUGUGUUUCUGCACACGCAACUAUUAUUAGGUGUUUCUUUACUUAUCAGGUUGUGGUUGAUGAUGGGGGUGCAAGAAGCAGUUCGCCAUUAGUUUCCCGGCACACUGGGGCGUGGGCGUCGGGGGUGUGGCACGGGGCGUGGGGGUCCCCGUGCCACCCCCCGGCGACCUACUCGCCACGAUAUCCAUGUUCGAACAGCAGAUUAAGGCUGAGCCUAUGAGUUUCUACACACAUCCACAUAUAAAUACUGGUCCCCCAACAAUAGUCCGUUCAGAUUCAAACCAUGGUAUCAUAAAUAUGAACCAACACCACCCACAAGAAGAUUCGAAGGAUAGCCUCAUAGUACAACAACAAGUACAACACCAACAGGAGCUGCUGGAACAGCACCAACAACAUGAAAUGCAUGAUGAUGAUGUAGACAAUCUAAGCUUCAAAGGUAUGGAAGAUGAAGGGGUUGAAAUGGAUAUGGAUGGUCGACAAUGUUCUCAGGGUAUGGGGGUUGAUAUGGGGUCGGUUCAAACAAAAAUGGAAGUUUCAAAUGGAGGUCAAGGAAUGCCAAGGUCCAAACCUCAGGCCUGUAAGGUUUGUGGAAAAGUACUUUCAUCGGCUUCAUCCUACUAUGUCCACAUGAAGCUACAUUCAGGAAAUAAACCCUUCCAAUGCACGGUGUGCGACGCGGCGUUCUGUCGCAAGCCGUACCUGGAGGUGCACAUGCGCACGCACACCGGCGAGCGCCCCUUCCAGUGCGACCUCUGCCUCAAGCGCUUCACGCAGAAAUCCAGCCUCAACACGCACAAGCGCGUGCACACCGAUGAGCACAUGCGAGCCUUGAUGGUGAAGGACCGGCCCUACAAGUGUGAGCUCUGUCAGAUGCGCUUCACGCAGAGCUCCAGCCUCAACAGACACAAGAAAAUACAUACGGAGGAGCACAGACGAGCCCUGUUAGAGAAAGUGCGGCCGUACCAGUGCCACAUCUGUUUUAUGCGCUUCACUCAGAAGUCCAGCCUGGGCCGACACGGAAAAAUACACACCGAGGAGCACAUCCAAUCGCUGAUCAACAAAGUGCGCCCCUAUCAAUGCGACAUCUGUGACAAGCGGUUCACUCAGAAGUCCAGCCUUGGCACUCAUAAACGUAUACACACCGGCGAGCGGCCCUUCCAGUGCACCGUCUGCCUCAAGUCCUUCACGCAGAAGUGCGCGCUCAAUUUGCACGAAAAGAUACAUACGGUGCACGGGCGUCCUUACACGUGCGGGCGAUGCCCCGCGGCGUUCGCCCGCCGGCCCUACCUGGACAUUCACAUGCGCACGCAUACAGGCGAGCGGCCCUAUCAGUGCGACGCGUGUCUCAAGCGCUUCACGCAGAAGUCGAGCCUCAAUAUACAUAAACGGACGCACACAGUCCAGGGCAGACCGUUCCAGUGCCUGUCGUGUCCCGCCGCCUUCACCUGCAAGCAAUACCUGGAGAUACACACGCGCACACACACCGGCGAGCGACCCUAUCAAUGCGACAUCUGCCUGAAGCGCUUCACGCAGAAGUCCAGCCUCAACAUCCACAAGCGGACGCACUCAGUGCAGGGCCGGCCCUUCCAGUGUCUGCAGUGCCCGGCCGCCUUCACCUGCAAGCAGUACCUCGAAAUACACAACCGCACGCACACCGGCGAGCGCCCCUACCAGUGCGACGUCUGCCUCAAGAGAUUCGCGCAAAAAUCUACACUCAACAUACACAAAAGAACGCACACAGUGCAAGGGCGGCCGUAUCAAUGCAUGGAGUGUCCGGCGGCGUUCACUUGCAAGCCGUACCUGGAAAUACACAUGCGCACGCACACUGGCGAGCGGCCCUUCGAGUGCGAUGUCUGUUACAAACGCUUCACGCAGAAAUCUACACUCAACAUUCACAAGCGCAUUCAUACCGGGGAACGUCCAUACGCAUGUGAUAUUUGCCAAAAACGAUUUGCAGUGAAGAGUUACGUAACAGCACAUAGAUGGUCGCACGUGGCGGACAAGCCGCUGAACUGCGAGCGGUGCUCGAUGACGUUCACGUCCAAAUCGCAGUUCGCGCUGCACAUUCGCACGCACUCCAGCGGGCCGUGCUACGAGUGCAGCGUCUGCGGACGGACCUUCGUCCGCGACAGCUACCUCAUACGACACCACAAUCGGGUGCAUCGCGAGAACCACAGCAACGUGUCUGCGAAUAGUAUCGGCACUAUCAACAGCGUGGCCACUAACACGAACAACUCCAACAACGGGAACUACGACUCGCCCGGUGUCUGCGAUUUAAGUUUCGUGCCAAUGGUGAACCGCUACAUGACGUCUCAGGGCACACAGGUGUCGAUGCAGGACUCGCAGAGUAAAAUGUCCGCCAUGUCGCCACAGUCCAUCGCCUCAAUUUCGUCCCCGCCGCCGCCGCACACGCCCACGCCGCAGCCCAUGCCCGCGCUGCGCCUCGCCGACUGAUCCGCGCUCUACUCAACUUUUUAUAGCUCUCGAUGGAUCGGCGAGCGGUUCGAGUGCAAUAACUAAAAAGGCAGCCGUCGGAAGCAGCAGCUAGAGGAGAAUGAAACGAGAGCUCGAAAUUGAGAGCCGAGGCUCCUGAUAAUGUCCAGCGUGGACCUAUACACGAGAACAGAUUGUUUAUUUUAUAUUAUUUAUUUAUCCGUUUAAUUUCGUCGGCCGUGACGCGUGCGAUAGGAAGAGAAACCCUCGGGCAGCAAUGGCAGCAGCAGCGGCAGCGAGCGGGACAUCACAGUGGAGUCGAGGAGUAGCAGUAGUCACGUAGCGGUACCGCCUAUCAUAUGCAUUGUGAUUUAUACCCACGACUGUGAUUUAUCUCUACCAUCACACGAUUAUAUUAAUUCGUGGUGGCAAACAUAAAUCGAUACUUAACUCUCAUCGUUAUAGAUCGUAGGCCUAAAUUUAUGAUCUCAUAUUCUAAUUUGCUUAGUGAUAACUUUCGGAAUCGUAUAUGGUUAAUCUCCGACUUUAAAAUUCUAAAUUUUUAACGUUCACUCGCUCAUUAUCCGCGUCUUCAUUAGUCGUAGUGAAAGUAACAAUAUCUUAUUGCGAUGCUUUAACUUAGGAUGUGUCAGUGUAUAUGAAGUUCAAUAAUUUUAUAGAACUGUUACCGUGGAAAUAUGAAGUAUUUUGAUCGGUAAGAAUUUAAGGGACUCUUUAGAUGAUACUUCUCCUAAUUAAUCCAUAAGAAUGCUUUAAUAAUGGUUCAGGUUUCAUAUGAGAAUAAUAAUAUAUACAAGUACAAAAUAAAUCGAGUCGCAGAGUCCUCAGAGGCAAUAAUAAAGCUUCACAAAAUAAAUUUAAUAUGAUGUUUAUUGGAGUAAUCCAGAGAAGUGCCUGUUGCAACAUAAAAUUGGCAAUAUUUUUUAAUCGUAUUUCGUUCAUAAUAAAUAUAUGUUCGGUGUUCAAAAUGUGAUCGUCGCCACAAGUCGAUCGAGUGUGGUCGUAUGGCAAUAAGUGGAACCUAAGGCAGUUGUAUCUCAUGUGCGGUUAGUUAUCGGUACAGAGCGUUUCUUUGUGAAGCUUCUUACUAAAACUUUGUGUGCCUUCUAGCAGAUAGCGACGUUAGGCAAUAUCAAUCAUAACACCAUCGAUAACACUUCAUUUCGUUCACUCGUCUCGACUUUAUUCGCGAUGUAUUCGGUUUGGUAUCUCAUCGUAUUAUUACAAAAUAUUGUUUUUCGUAUAGGAUACGUUUAAGAUCAUUUUAUGAAAAAUAUUUUUGCUGAUGUUUAACAUUGUUCCAUUGCUAUUUUAUUCGAAUAAUAGUGAUAACAUAUAGAUAUAACGCAGUAGUCUUCCAAUACCUUGAGACAGUGUUUUUAGCACGAGGAAAGUGCAAGUAAUGUGUCCGCUGCGGGGGUUCCUUAUGGUUUGCCAUUAUUGAUAUCAAAGAUAGAUUGGUGCCAUUUCUAUGUAAACGAUGUGGUAGCGUAAGUUUAGUUAAGUUUGCAGGUCAGGGUAGAUUGGAAAUAAAAUAUUGUAGAGAAUUCACUUUCUUGUAGUGUGUUAUAUGCCCACUUUUGUCUGAACCGCGAUUUUUACUUCUAACAAUAUAUAAUUGUUUUGUUUUCUGUUUAUAUAUAUAUUUUUAUAUACAUUAUUUUAUUUCCACGGCGUUGUGUCCAUGAGCUGAGGGUCGAAAUUGUAAAUAUUGGUAGGGUUUAUUUAUUCAAAUGGAGUAAUACGAUUCAAAAUUAAUGUAAGAACAUUAUAUGAUUUGUAGAAUCAUUUUUCUUCUACAAUCAUAGAGUAUAUCGAACUGAUGAAAAAAAAAAUGAAAUUAAUCAUAGAAUAUUUAGCGCAGAAGUAUACUUUUGGGUAUUAAAAUCAAAAUUUCCUUGUAGAUAUAAAUAUUAAUAAUAAUAAUAAUAAUAAUAUAUACAUAUGGAUGUUGUUUGAUAGUCCUCAAUAUUUUUUUAUAUUUUGAUAGUUCUGUAUUUGAGACACGAAAAAAUAGGCCAAUAAUUAUUUUAUCAUUUACAUAUGUAUGAUAAAUAUGUAUGUAGACGGUAUUUUAAGAUAAAUUGACAUGACGGAUGCAUUUAGUUUCCCGAGAGAAAUGAAGAAAAAAACGAUUAACAAAAUAUUUCUUGUCUUUAAAUAAAUUCUUUUUUUUAUAAGUUUCUUACCAAGCCAUUGAGAACAGUAUUAUUUAGAGAAACUAGAAGUUUGGUUUAAAGUGUAGAAUAAAUCUUCAAUUACCAGGAUUUAAACACCAUUGAGACAAAAAUACAUUAUUUACCAAUAGUUUGUAGCAACACUGUCGAAUACCAUGUAAUUGGUUUUUAUCAAUGUUGGUACUUAUAUAAUUCAUAGCUAUUAUGAAUGGGAAUAGAAACACCAACAUAGUAAACUAGGUACAUAUAAAAUAUAUAAAUAUAUGUUUAUCGCAUAUCGAAGGCUCGGUGAGAUUUAAUUUCUUUGAGAAAUUAUAUAAUUAGUUAUAUAUUUUUGUUGUUAUCUGUUCAGCCUUUAUAAUUGUUUUCCUUAUUAUAAAUUAUUAAUUCAGUGUCGUUGCGUUAUUCUCACCGAGUCGAGAGAUAGGCAUAGAAACGUCCCUUUUCUGUUACGAAACGAGCUCCCCUUUUACAACCCGUAUUUACGUAUCGACUAGGGCAAGGCGCACGUUUCGUAAACGAUCAGGGUCUAAAAUAAAAACAGAUAAGACGCAUAAAUUACGUUGAGAUCCACUAAAUAGUUUUUAAGGCGAGUCCUAAGUGGGUUUAAAAUUUGUGUGUCUUCUCUGCCCAAACUAUUUUACAUACCGAUGUUAGUUACUAUGUAUACUUAGAGGGUAAUAUUAAACUAUGUAUUUGAUUACGUAACCGUCAGAGUGUUUAUAAGUUAUAUUUCUCUUUCUCUACUUAUAUUUUUUGAACCGUAGAAAAGACUGAAUCACUAAAACGAUCCACAACUUUGAAACAUAAGAAUACUCACGUAAAUUGGCAAAAUUUUAUUAGAUCGUAUAUUUAUUUUUGUUAAAAACAUCGGAGCGGUUGUGGUGUUGGACCAACCAGUUCAUAUUUAAAAUUCAUAACUUCGGUUAAAGAAAGCGUACAUAUCCUUAUCCUGAAUAUAAAUGUAUAGUUGCGUUUUGGAAGCAGAGUCUACUAGUCCCGGCCGCGGUGGAGCGAACACGAACAGCAGUGAGCCUUGUGUAAUCGUUACGUCUAAGCUACAUAAAUAUUUAGUUCUAUCGUAUCGUUAGAUUUACGCGUACUUCCGCUUUGCCAACAUAUUGCGUUGCUUACAAUCAUAAUCAUACGAGAGUACAGCCUAAGGAUUUUAACUUUUUUUUAUAUACUGAGAGCUAUUUCUAAGUCACUGUUUUUUUACAAUUUGUAGUUAUAUAUUAUUACUAACAAAAAUGGCUAAAAGCCGAUCUUGGACACGUUUUGGAGUAUUUUACAUACUUUUAAUUUCGAUUUUAUUAAAAGUCGAAGAACAAAAAUCAUGGCAUGAUUUUUUAUCUGCGGUCAUUUAGUUAUAGCUCUACAGAGUUUUAUUGACCAAUAUUUUUAACUACAACUGUUUUUCUUUUAUUGUUAAAAUUUUUAGGCUAGUUUAUAUUUUAUGAAAUAAGUUAGAUUUGUUAACUGGUGUAUUACAUUGCACGUGAAUAUGAUAUGACCUUUACAGCCUUCUUUGCGUAAACCAUUGUUUUAGUCUGAAUUUAUUGUGAUAAAUUUAUUAUUAUUAUUAGUUUAAUAAGCGGCUGGUAACACUUAAACUCCGACUAGUGAUAAAAGCGAUUAUCCUAUCGGACAACUAAAUGUUGUUACUUUCUAUAUUUUAUAUUGUUAUUUUUUCCUAUUGAUGUAUACGUUUUAUUUAGAUUAUUACAAAUUUUAUUCUAUGCGGACUGACUCUACACGCUACACUAUUACUAGCUAUAUAGCUGAUUUGGGUGUUAUCAUCAACUUAAAUAUAAUUCUUAUUCUAUUUUAUCCUUAAAUAUUGUUUAUCGUUAAUAUUUUGAGAGUAUACAACUUUUCAACUUAAGUAAAGAGGCUGUAAGGGAAAUUAUGUAGUCAGCAUUAUGUAUAUGCUUUAAUGUGAUUUUUUAAAUGUACUCUUUAUUAUAUAAUAGUAUCAUCAAUCAAUAUAAUUAGCGAACUAACAAAGCGAUUUUUAAUUUUUUUAAGUUCAUAGUGAUUUAUAUUGAGAUCAAAAUAAAUACAGAGUUUAUUUAAUUUUAUGGAAAAUAUACAUUGUAAAAUUUUAGUGCUCUUUUUGAAGAGCUCUAUUAAAAAGAAAUCUAUAUGAAUGCAAAAUAACAAGUCACGAUUCUUUUAGAGGUCGCCAUGUAGUCGAGAAAAAUAAACGUGCCAUGAUAUUUGUGGCUAA